AUGAUAUUAUCAGAGCGAGAGUAUUUAAAUGUGAAAGGGAAAUAAUAUUAGAGAGUUCAUUCAAAGCGUAUUUGUUCUCCUAAUGAGAGUUUGAUAAGUGUGAAUCAUAAUCCAUCACUUCCACAAUUGAAAUUAUAAGCAAAAUAACUUUUAGCUUAAUCAAUUCAUAAAGAAUUAUCAGGAGGUCCUCCUUUGGGUUAAAUCCACUUGAAACCAUUAAUUUGCAAAAAUAAAUCUUGCAUCUAUUUAGUUAGAAAUUUAGAGGAUAAAAUAGCAAAAUAUAUAGUUAGAUUAAAAGAAAUAGUAAAAGAGAAUAACAUACUAAGAAAGAAGUUAUAAAUGGAUAGAUUAUAUAUUGAUGGUUAAAUAUAAUCUACACACAGAUCUUAAAAAUCUUUAGAUUUAAAAUAGUUAACAGAAGAAGUUUAAUAUCAAAGAUCUAAUUUUAUUAGUCUUCAUGAUGCACAUUCAAUAACUAAAUUUUCAAAUGAAGUUUGUCUUGCAAAUCUUACUCAAAAAUGGACAUUUGAUAUUUUUAAUAAUUUGAGUAUGUUAUUACAACAACCAUUUUCAGAUAUAAGUUGGAAUAAACCAAUAACAACUAACAAUUCUUAAAUUUAAUUAAAUAAGUGUUUAAGGAGCUGUUAAAAUAAUGUUCAGACAGAUUUUAUAGAUUUACAUUGUAAUCAUACUUAUCAUAAGAAUUGUUUAUGUGAAGAGAUUGUAAAUUCUUAAAAAGAAGUAAAUGCUUUUUGUUAAUGUAAUUAAGAACUAAACAAAUAGGAUAAAGAUUAAUUAAAUUAGGUUUAAAGGGCGAUAAUAAAAGAAAUCAAAUUAAAUGCUUAAUUAUCUUAAUUAAUAAAGAAAUCAGAUCAAUUUACUUUUUAUAAGUGUGAACUGAGUACUUGUCCAUUUAUAAUAAUAAAUUAAGAUUUCGAAAACUUACUUAGUGUAUAAUCUUAUUGUUAAUCAUGUUUGUCCAUGAGAUUAUUUUAAAAAAAGGAAUAAAUAGAAAAAUGA
Molecule: messenger RNA, 1020 nt
Organism: Paramecium sonneborni
Lineage: Eukaryota; Ciliophora; Oligohymenophorea; Peniculida; Parameciidae
Source: the annotation of a GenBank genome assembly